Exaiptasia diaphana is the source of this 3095-nucleotide messenger RNA. RefSeq lists its product as uncharacterized. The transcript has 5 exons. The record is from RefSeq and is a predicted model, not a curated record. Bases 1428 to 2237 code for a protein of 269 amino acids. NCBI's taxonomy places the organism in Eukaryota, Metazoa, Cnidaria, Anthozoa, Actiniaria, Aiptasiidae.
UCAGUCAUSAUACMGCUKCUGAURUCCAAGGAGGUACGGGAGUGUUAGCUGCACUGAAUCUAGAAAAUCAUCCAGCACUUCUUGCCGGAGUUUUCACAUUUGGAAAAGCAGCUGGCUGUCACGGUGCMGUCAUCACGGGGUCAAGAGUACUGAUUAACUACCUUAUAAAUUAUGCAAGACCAUUUAUAUAUUCCACGUCGCUUSCUUCUCAUUCUUUGGUGGCAAUUAAGUGCUYCUAUGACUCCAUGAUUGGAGCUGAUGGCGAACRRCUGAGAAAAARAGUAUUUCAAUUGAUCAGGCUCUUUCGUUCAAGRCUUUUAGAUGAGUUGGGUAAAUCUGGUGGCRUUGACACUGGUCAGUCCUUUCUUUUGCCAAGCAAGACUCCCAUACAAGGCGUGCUUUGUCGAGGAAAUGAAAAUUGUAUCAKAAUGGCGAAUGCGUUGAGGACGAAAGGAAAUAUCAUGGUYUAUCCAAUCCGAAGUCCUACGGUUGCCAAGGGUGACGAAAGAAUACGGAUUAUAAUUCAUGCACAUAACACUGAGAAACAGGUGCUUCACCUGGUAAAAACUAUUGUGAAUUUUAAAAAGCAGUUGCCUCUUAGACCUGAACCAGCAUCAGGGCUGCUUUCAGAUUCCAUCGGUGUUCAAAGAGGAGAUGACCAAGAAGAUAUGGUGAGAUCAAAAAGCUUUAAAAAGUCGACAAGAAGGCAUUAAUAAAUCCUGUGAUAUGUGCGCAUACACUGUGCACAUCAUACUUUAUAUGAAAUAUUUUCUUAGCUAUAGGCUCCUUGUCGAGAUAMAAKGGSGGUUCUCCCCGGAGUACGUGAGCACUACUUGUAAACUGCACAGUAGCGGGUUUAGAGGUAUCGCGACAGGGUCGGCUGCAACCCAUUUUAUAAUUUAGGCGAGACAGUUUUUAUCUGCAUUCAAACGAAAGCACUCAAGUAACAAAAGCAAAUAAGAGGAUAAAUCUGGACCCAUAAGGCCCGUUUACACUUGCGAUUUUUGCAGAGAGAUUCUCGCGCCUAUCRUCGCGCGACCAUCGCCUGAGUUUCGUAAUGCUUGAAAAUUUGCUUCAACUAACGCGGCGAUUUUUCCAUCGUCGCAAAAAUCACAGGGCUGUUUACAAAGAUCGCGGCUGCAAAAAUCGCAAGUGUAAACGCAAGUGUAAAUUCGAGGUUUCGCAUUCUUUUGGCGAGAGUUAUAGCGUUAUAGCACUAUUUGUCACACUGAUCMCGCACCUAUCAAAAUAAUUUCACGGUUUGGUCACGCUUCUCAAAUCAACUUCACAACAAACAUCAAAACAUUGACAUUUGAAAGCAGGUAAACUCCAUGUUUUGGCACAACAASUUGGUGAUUAGAGAUUUUUUAAUUAUUUGUUUAGUGUUAGAUUGUACAUUCACUGGGCUAGACACAAGAAAGUAAGCCAUGCCAAAGCUCUACUCAGCCUUUCAAGACAAGAAAAGCAUCAAGAAUGCUUUGAGCAUUUUUGCAGUCGUAGCAUUUGAGCAAGUUGUCACCAAAUAUGGUAUUAACUGUCGUAACGCUCUACUAUGGCUCUGUGUUCCACCGUGUGUAAUAUUCGGUAUCACUCUCAUCAAAUCCAAAAAUGUCCGUCUUCUUUUCAACCGCAAAACUUCCAAAAAAAGAUGCCUUGAUGCUCGAAUGAUCGGCGAGAGUGUAGCUGCAUUUCUAUAUAUGGUAAUGCCGUCUGUUGCCUGGGUGAUAGCAGCGUUUUUGAAUUCUAAGAUCUGGGUUUGCUAUCGGGCUGGUUACGACGAGUGCGGGAUCGUUCGCUCCUGUUCCAAGCAAGAAGAAUAUGAAUUCCAUAUUAAACAACGAGACGCAAAGUCGGAGGCGCAGACUUUGGGACUUUUGAUGAUGACAGGUGCUGUGGCAGCCCUUGGACUCAUAACGUGGGGAAAUCAUUUGUUCUGUGCCCGUCCAGUCAAGGAACUUGAACUGAAUGAACUCGUGAGAGAAGCUGCAAGAAGCGAGCUCGAACGAUUUGUCAUGUCACGUGCUAAGGAUAAAUUAAGCGAAGUGGCAAAAGCAGUUGAUUCAAAGAGCACUGACAACGCCAAUGCAAAAGAAACCGACCCAACAGCACCAGAAUMUAAGAGYSAAUCAGRAGCUAUGCAUUCUGCUUGGUUAAAGACAGUUGAUUACAAGAUUGAAGACUUCCUUGACGAGUUUUUGACAUUGGAUGAUGUGAAAAUGGUCUAUCCAGAAGUCUGAGCGCGCUUUUAUCAUCUCGAACGUAAAAGAUUUAUUUUGCUAUUGAACGGUACCUGGGUUUGUGUGUUGCGUGCGUUUUGCGUUGGCAUUGCUGUUGUGUUGUGUUGCGCUUUGUUGAACAAAAUGGUCACCCGUUUACCAGAAUCGUGAAGCAUGUGCUUCUCUUAGAAUGUGGAUGUUAAUUAGAAGAUGCAGUGAAAAUCUAGCAAAUUCCAAUUAMUCUUUUGAUGAUGAAAUGUCAGAGAAGCGUCAAGUUAUUGUUGACCAAGUCUGAUCCACUCGGAGCGCGGUAUUGUACAAUAUACAUAUUAUACCUUGUCGGUAAUAGUGCGGAUUUCGUAUGAGUGGGACACCGUUACCGCACGGUUACCGCACAGUUACCGCACCUGGCCUGGUCCCUGGCCUGCAGAAUUUUGGUGAACCAAUGGGGCACUAGAAUUUGGUUACAGUACGAUUACGGUCACAGUACAGUAUCGUCCGUUUCUCACUCAUACGAAAUCCGCUCUAGUGCUCUGAAUACAUAAUGUAGAGCGAAAGAAGGAUUUUGAGCUACUUAAAACUUUCGCGCGUUUAUGCAGGAUCAUCAGGCUACUUAUUUUAGUUGCAUAAUCUAUUUAUAGUUUUUUUGCUCUCGAGGCGAAACAAAAACAACAACUAUAAAUAGCAUCGAACUAAGACCAGUAGCCUGAUGAACGUACAAACGCGUGAAACUAAUUAGUAUAGCUCAAAACCUUUGUAAACAUAUAUUAUAUCUUAUACCUGUACACUGUACAUGAYAAAUUGUAUAUCGAUUGUGUAUAUUUUAGACUAUUACUAGUAACUGUAUACAAUGCAAACAUUGGCAAUAAAGUGUUUAUU